Messenger RNA from Brassicogethes aeneus, 1257 nucleotides. The record is from the annotation of a GenBank genome assembly. NCBI's taxonomy places the organism in Eukaryota, Metazoa, Arthropoda, Insecta, Coleoptera, Nitidulidae.
AUGUCGGCGAAUUCAGAACUCCAAGCGAGAAUCAAAAUCUUGGACAUAAACGAUGAUGGAAUUCUUAUUAUCCAAAAAAUAAGGUUCAUUCUGGAAUCAUGGACUGCGAACUGCGCGACCAAAGAGGAUGUACAAAAAAGUAUCAAGUCUCUGUACAAAAAUAGCCUGAAGGAUGCAGUUUUGUCAGCAAAAGUUUUGUUAUUGUUGACAUCGAAGAAAUUUGUGACGCUGGAAGUAGUAGGGGAGAACGUCCGUUCAUUAUUCGUGAGAUGUAUGCAUAAAAACUUCGAUUCUACCAAGAAAUCAGGCUUUGUGAAGGAUGAUGGUUCCAGAAUGUCCAAUCAAAGGGAGAAGUUUAAUCAAAUAAUUUUGAAUGUAAGAACGACUUUACUGACCACUGAAGAAAAAUAUGUGAACAAUUGGCUUAUGUUUUCACUGGAAGUUUCCAAUAUAUGCUUCAGUGUUCUACCAUCGGAUAUGGAAGUAUAUUACCAAAGUAUAACUAACGAUGAAGAGUUUGGUAAUAUUUAUAAGUUAACCCUUGAAAAUCACCAACAGAAAACGGUUUUCAACGCUCUAAAUGGGAAUUCUCCUGUUGAAAAGAAACAAUCUAAAAAAGUACUGACCCAAGUCGAUGAAAAUAUUUUCCAUAAAUAUAUGAAAAGGCGGAAUAUACCUACAGCUUUAACGCGAAGACUUGAAGCCAUCAUACCAACAAAUGACAUAAAUAAAUGCUGUUUGCAUCUGGCAUCUAGUAUGGGCUCACAUGCAACCUCCCAGUGGCCCCAUUACCAAGCUAUGGGAUUUUUGGAUGCCUUCAUUUCAUCCAGAAAGACUCAGCUCAAACCUCCUGGAAUUACUGGGAAAGUUGCACAAAUGCACCAGCUGCAACAUGAAGAGGACUUUCCAAGCUGUAGUGCCUGGAACACAGUAUCCCAGUUGAUUGAGUCUGCAGCAGAAGAGGAAAGUCAAAGUGUGAGGACAGCUGAGUCUGCUGUAGAAAAGGAUGCCUCUGAAAGUGGGCCAGAGGAUCUGCAAAGAUCAGAAACCUCAACUCCAAGUGGGAGCCACCACGUAGAACAUGCUGGCACAUGGAGGCGGAUGGUUAAGUCCAAGAGGGCCCUAGCAGAGGAGCCCAUGCUCCAGGCUUUAGAAUCUACCCUAUCAACCACUCAAGGGUAUUUUAAAAAAAAAGUGCACCAACGCCAGCAGUUCCAGCAUUUGCUUUGGCAGUGGAUCAAAGUUUGGCGUCUAUAA